Molecule: messenger RNA, 603 nt
Organism: Sordaria macrospora k-hell
Lineage: Eukaryota; Fungi; Ascomycota; Sordariomycetes; Sordariales; Sordariaceae
Source: RefSeq, a predicted model, not a curated record
AUGCCGUCUUUGUCGAUGUUGAGGAGGACGCCCCGGAGGCGGAACUCGGAAUUCGCCAAGCCGGCAGACGCCACCGUUGUCACCGUUGCCGAAGAUGUCUUUGGGGGAACAGGGGAUGUUGCUGUUGCUGAAGGAUUGGGUAAUAAUGGAAGGGGCCGAUUUGGAGGGCUUGGCUUGGGGUUGACCUUCAACAACACCAACAGCAACGAAAGUUCACGACGAAACUCGAUUGGCGGAAAUGGACGGGAGAGUGCUCAGACGACGACAAAUGAGAAGAAGAAGGAGCGGCGCGGGUCGAGAAGAGACCUGUUUCUGCAAGACAUCCGUAAUCGAUUAACCGGGAAGCUGCCACCCACCACCAACUCCUCCAACAACGCCUCGUCUCCUUCCUCAGGCACAUCGACCCCUCACCAACACCAGGCAAGUCCCAAAGCUGCUCCGCGGGGAAGAGCUGCAUCGCAGCCUCCAAUCCCAAUCUCUCAAAGGCGGCGGGAAUUUAUGAGCGACCGGGAAGGGGGAACACGAGGAGGGGAACAGAGAGGAGAUCAAAGAGGGGAAACAACGUCAAGACAAGGCAUGGGAACCCCAUUCGAGAAGCUGUAA